This is a messenger RNA of Chrysochloris asiatica (Cape golden mole), 207 nucleotides long. RefSeq names its product guanine nucleotide-binding protein G(I)/G(S)/G(O) subunit gamma-10-like. Lineage: Eukaryota; Metazoa; Chordata; Mammalia; Afrosoricida; Chrysochloridae. The transcript has a single exon. Gene Ontology annotation, biological process: G protein-coupled receptor signaling pathway. Gene Ontology annotation, molecular function: G-protein beta-subunit binding. Gene Ontology annotation, cellular component: heterotrimeric G-protein complex. The record is from RefSeq and is a predicted model, not a curated record. Bases 1 to 207 code for a protein of 68 amino acids.
AUGUCUUCCGGGCCCAGCGUGAACGCCUUGCAGUGCCCGGUGGAGCAGCUGAUGUUGGAGGCCGGUGUGGAGAGGAUCAAGGUUUCUCAGGCAGCUGCAGAGCUUCAACAGUACUGCAUGCAGAAGGCUUGCAAGGAUGCCCUGCUGGUUGGUGGUCCAGCUGGAAGCAGCCCCUUUUGGGAGCCCAGAUCCUGCGCUGUACUCUGA